GAAGACAAAAGUGAAGAACGUUUCAUGGCGGACUUUAGCAUUUGAAAGACUUUACGAGAAGCGAAUCGAAAUCCCUUAACGGCCUACGAAGGAGUUUUAUUAUAUAACUUAUACAUCACUGAAUGUCCAUGGCUAAUAAGAAGCUGGAAAAGAGACAGGCACUGGAAUAAUAAUCCACAUUGAUAACAGUGUGAGUUCUAAAGCGUGGACGGCACUGUUUAGAUGGUUAUUGAUUGCCUUUCUUUACGUUUACUCGGCAACACAAGGAGCAAGCUUUGUUAAACAGGAAAGGAUUUUUCACCUAAUUGCUAGUGUUCCACCGAUCCGGUUGAUUUUUUAUCGAACAGCCCAAAUUCAGUACACUAAUUUAAUUGUUUGGCUGGCAUUGUGUGUUUACAACGCUGUACGAAAUACUAAAGUAACUGCAGAGUCCGUCAAGAUAUUAAAUCAUCUUGUUACUUGGUGGUUUACAUCGUGAUGCUCGUUGCAUCUCAACAAACAUCGGUGCAAUAACUUGGAACAAGGUUUUCUAGGAUGGAUGAAGCCCUUUUGUUGAACAAAAUAUGAACAUCCUCAUUUCACUGGCGAACGUACAAUUUCAAAGGAAUACUUAGACUAAACAGUUGCAAUCUAUAUGGAAAAGUACGAGAAUUUGGGUCUUGUUGGAGAGGGAUCGUACGGCAUGGUGAUGAAGUGUCGACAUAAGGACUCCAACCAGAUUGUAGCCAUCAAAAAGUUCAUUGAGAGUGAAGAUGACAAAAUGGUCAAAAAGAUUGCGUUGAGAGAAGUGAGAAUGCUCAAGCAACUCCGCCAUGAAAAUCUGGUUAAUUUGAUAGAAGUGUUUAGAAGAAAGAAACGUCUCUUUUUAGUAUUUGAAUUCGUUGAUCACACUGUGUUAGAUGACUUGGAAAGAUAUCCCAAUGGCUUAGAUGAACUCACUGCAAAAAAGGUUAUGUGGCAAGUGCUGCGGGCCGUAGAGUUCUGUCAUAAUCACAAUAUAAUACAUAGAGAUGUUAAACCUGAAAAUAUUUUAGUUUCAAAAAGUGGAAUUGUGAAGUUGUGUGACUUUGGUUUUGCAAGGACAUUAGCAGCAGGCCCUGGUGAAGCCUAUACUGAUUAUGUUGCUACACGGUGGUACAGAGCACCUGAGCUUUUAGUAGGAGAUACUAAAUAUGGAAGAGCUGUAGAUAUUUGGGCCAUAGGCUGUUUAUUAGCUGAGACUCUAACAGGAGAGCCACUCUUUCCAGGAGACUCUGACAUYGACCAACUAUAUCAUAUCAUGAGAUGUUUUGGUAAUUUAAUAACCAGACAUAAGGAAAUAUUCCAGAAGAAUCCACUUUUUGUUGGCAUGAGAUUGCCAGACAUCAAAGAAGUUGAGCCUUUAGAAAGACGGUUUCCAAGAAUCAGUCCUUUAGCAUUGGAUUUAUUGAAGCUAUCCCUUAAGAUGGAUCCAGUAGACAGACCAUCGUCAUCACAAUUGUUGAAGCAUGACUACUUUAGGAAAGAUAAUUUUUCAGAAAGAUUUGCUCAAGAGUUAAAGACAAAAAUAACCAAAGAAAAUGCUGAUAAUCCUUUGCUAAAACUACUCAGUGGAUCAAAACACGAAGAAGCAGAGGAAAAAGCAAAACGAAAAGAAAAGAAAAUGAAAAAGCUGCAAGAAGCAAGAGAAACAAGGGAAAGGGAGGCAAGAAAGAAUGAAAUACGGGAAUCCAAGAAACACAAAGAAACCAAAGAUACAACAAGUACAGAAAAAGUUGGUAAAAAACAGCCACUUCCUUCAACAAAUCAAAGUUCUUCAUCAUCGCAAGCACAAGAGAAUGUUUCACCAACACAYGCAUCAUCUCUUGCCUCAACAUCUUCUUUACAUGCUAGUACAUCGUCACAUUCAACCCCAGGAACGCCUUUAGAAACAAUCAACAUUGCUAAUUCGCAYGGRCGUCAAUUGUCACCAAUACAAAGUGCAAGCGCAGUCAGACAUUCACCUACAAGGCACUCUCCUACAGACACACACUCAACUCAAAAUGUUAAUGCUCACCCUACAACGAGUGUGUCAUCAGUCUUGUCAACCAAAAAUAGUGGUUCACAUGCACUUACAUUGUCGAAAACCAACAUAAGUUUGUCAGUUGUUGGAACACCAAGUCAUGAGUCACCAACACUGGGGCCUCCAGCAUUUAGAGUAACAGCUGACAACACAAGGUCAAAGAAACAAACUGUAGGAUAUAAUAAAAAAUCAACUGGAUCAAGUCAACAUCAAUCGCACUAUUUAAACUCAGAUAUAAACUAUGAUACUAGAACUUUUAGUAAUUAUGACUUAAGUGGUCGGCAUAGUGAUAUAGGAUCAUGGCAGGAUUCACGGCCAAGUUUAGAAUCUAGUUCCAAGAAAAAGAGAGACAAAGAAGUAUUUAGGGACAGAUUAAGAAGUGAAAAUGAGCUUCCACAUUUACCAGACCUGCAUGGAAUUGAAGGAAAAAGCUACAAAGGAAGUAAAGCUAGUAAGAAAACUUCAAUAUCCAUGAUGCCCCAUAUCACAAAUUUAACACCUUUCCAAAAUGGACCAGCAGGACAUCAUCAAGGUUCAUCGCCAUCAAGUCAUCAUCAAGGCAACAGUAGUAGCCAUGACUCUAAUCUGCCRUCAGUGUAGCAGCAUACAAAAUUAGAUUAAUAACAAACAUAUUUAAUAUAAAACAGCAACUGACAUGUUUUUGCAAUCUGAAGGCAUUUAUAGGUUUCAAAUAAUGUCAGUCUUGAGUUACAAUAAAAAAUGAUAAUAAUAUAAGCUUUGUACUUAUUUAAAAUGCAUGUAUAUAGUUACCAAUACUCUAACAUAAAUGUUCUCAGAUUUAUGUUUAUAUAUCGAUAUUAUUGUCUUAAUUUAUGGAACCGUUAUGUUAAAACAUAUAUUAUGUUGACAAUAAGGUGUUGAGCAUUAUACUGGCAAGGAAAACAGCAUAGUUCUGUGGAAAAUGUAUCUGAAUUUAUGUUGCAACUGUAGCAACCAUCAACACUAUAGCUGGAACUUGUUGCAAAAAUUAUGGAAGCAGACCUGGAAUGAAAUCAUGUUUGUAAGAAUAUUUCUUAUCUGUGUCAUGUCAUACCUGUUUUAAAUCAGAAAAUUUAAGUGAAUCUGAAAGAAUAUUUUUCAGUAGUUUAUAAGUACAAGGGGAAGAAUUUCUAAAAAAAAACUCUCUGAAAAGUUCAUUAAGAGUGCUCUUUAGAGGUUGUUUCUCUCCAGAGGUCACUAUAAAAAGAGCAGUAUGAUGUUCAGACAUAGAUUAGGAACAACACAAGACAACUGCAGAUGACAUAUCAUUAGACAUUAAUAUGGCGUGACUUUUCUCUACUUCAGCCAAUGAGUUUAUUAUAAAUUAUAUAAUCAAUAUAUAUGUCUUUUUUUUUUGAAAAGGUGAAAUAAACAUUUUCUAAUCAAGUUUACUGUAUUUAUGACCACAUAAAAAUCUAUUUGAUAGGCAUGGUUAUAUAAUAUUUAGUUCUUACAUGAACUGACAGUUUCCAAUCCUUUGCUGUCACUAUUUAUUGUUUUGAUUUUUUUCUACAUUAAGGCAAAGGCACAGGAAUCCUGAAACAGCAAAAAAAGUUUGUGCAGCAUGCUGGGUUGGAGAACAUAAUAAAAGGCCUGUYCAUACUGGCAAUUUCUGCAGCAAUUAUUUAGAUGAUUUUCCAAAAGAUAAUAGAUUUAAAUUUGUGUUAUCCUUGUGAAGAGACAUUUUGUUAGCUCAUUUCAGUACAAKUAAUAAAACUUUGAUCAAAAGUACUGAAAAGCCGAAGCAAAAAUUGACAUUUUGAACAGGAUGACAACGUUGAAAACUUUUAAAGGUAUAAUGAUUUUCACACUUUCUACAUCAAUUUCAACUCCUGAAGGUUUGAAAUUUCACUGCUGCAGUCCAUACUACUUUUGUGGUAAUAUAGAAACAGCUAAAUUAUGUUUGACAGUGAAAUAUCUAGUGGUAAACAUCCUAAUAAUGGAUGUAUUCAUCAUAAAUACCAAAAAUUGUAAUGUUAUUUUGACGUAUAAAAUGCACAUUUAUAAUUCAAUGGUUGUAAGGUUUUGAAGUAUUUUUUUGUAAUUUCAAAGUUCAUAUAAGCAUAUGAGCUGUAUACAAAAAUUAUCUCAAUAUUUUACCAUGAAUUGMACAUUCGCAAUAAUAUAUUCUACAUUAAUGUACCAUAACUGACAUUUGUAUCUGCAAGUAUUUCCACUCUAUAGGCCAUUUUCAAAUUCCUGUAUGCCUUUGAAUACAACUUAUAAUUAAAAAAACAAAACAACUUGCAGAUACAAAGUUUCUGAUUAAAUUUGGACAGGUUUGUUGCCUGCAAUGAUAAAAAGUGAUAUAUAUUACAUUAUUUAAAAUGAAAAUCCACCAUGUUUUGCAUUGAAUUCAUCUAUUGCUUCGUUCAUCUUUCGAAGUCUUUCUUCAGCAGCUUCUCUACAUAUACAAGAAAAAAAUAUAAUUGAACAAUAACUACUUA
Exaiptasia diaphana is the source of this 4488-nucleotide messenger RNA. Its product is annotated as cyclin-dependent kinase-like 2. The coding region runs from base 635 to 2641 and encodes 668 amino acids. NCBI's taxonomy places the organism in Eukaryota, Metazoa, Cnidaria, Anthozoa, Actiniaria, Aiptasiidae. Gene Ontology annotation, molecular function: cyclin-dependent protein serine/threonine kinase activity; ATP binding. The transcript is spliced from 10 exons. The record is from RefSeq and is a predicted model, not a curated record. Gene Ontology annotation, cellular component: nucleus. Gene Ontology annotation, biological process: protein phosphorylation.